AUGAUUUUUCUAAUAAUACUCCUCACCGCAUUUUCUAAUGUAAGCCCGGCCCCACUUCACCCGGUCGUGACACCCGCCGUCAUCGACUCCAUCUGCCCCAAAGCCUCGAACCGGUCCCUCUGCCGGGCCGUGCUGGGGCCCGCGAUCGGGCGCAGCAUCCUUUUCAACCUGACACUCGUCUUGUGCGGGCCCCCCAUUCGGAUGGCCCAAUCGAGCGCCACACGUGCGCGCGGCCUCGCGUGGAACCUCGAGAAAAACACAAACACGACUGAACGAACGCGGAGAAAGUACAGAAUGUGUUUCUCGAGUUAUAAAGGGGUGUUGGAUAAGCUCGGUAAGGCCGACUUGUACAUGCACGUACACGUGCAGACGAAGACGAAGAGCGUGAGGCAAGAGGUCGGUCUUGUUUCGGGCCACGUGGAGUCGUGUGAUAAGGAGCUCGUGGGCCUGCCUCGCGAUGGGUCGGGUCUUUUGGAAGCCAACGGUCGGAUCAAGGACCUCUGUAGUAUUGUCCUGGCUAUUUGUGACUUCCUAAAGGAUCGAAAAUGA
Messenger RNA from Striga hermonthica, 549 nucleotides. The record is from the annotation of a GenBank genome assembly. NCBI's taxonomy places the organism in Eukaryota, Viridiplantae, Streptophyta, Magnoliopsida, Lamiales, Orobanchaceae.